GCAGCACAACGUGUCACAGCGGUACAUCAUCAGCACACGGUACCAUCACGACAGGACCAUAGCACCAGCCACGCGAAAUAUCCACAACCGACACCAAGCAACCACACAGGACGAGCCAAGUGCCCUGCUUGAAUUCACACGAGCUUAUCACUGCGGCCGCUUCAAACCGAGCAGGCCUUCCUUCGUGCUCUCAGCCACGCCCCCUGCAUCAGCAUCACUUGGGUUACAACGAUGAAGUCCGCCUUCGCGAUGAUCGGUGCCCUUUGUUGCGGCGCUUCCUCCGCCGGAGCCUUCAUUCUUCCCGUGGGAAGGCCCAGCGGCAGCAGCAGCAGCAGUAGCAGCGCGGCAGCCAGGAGAACAUUUAACCGGAGAACUCCUGGCGGCGCGUCGAUGAUGAUGUCGUCCGUUGCCGAACCUCCGGCAGCAAGGCCGACCGCCGCGCAGGAGCCAGAGAGGAGGCCAAACGUCCAGGCGAUCGACUCGAACGACGACUACGUGAGCGCCAUGGCGCAGCACGAGGACAAGCUGGUGGUGAUCAAGUUCUACGACCAGUUCUGCAGGGCCUGCGACGAAAUCCGGCCGCGAUACGAGGACCUGUCCCGGUCGCAGCCGGAGGAGGAUGCCGUGUUCUUCGACGUGGAGUUCUCUGGGGCUAAGGACCUCUGCAAGCAGCUCGGGAUCAUGCGGCUACCCACGGUGCAGAUCUACGACGGCACAAACGGCAGGGUGGCCGAUCUCCCGGCGGGACCAAGCCGGUUCACGGAUGUGGAAGAAAAAAUCGCGGCUGUGAUUUCCUCCAAAAAGAGCAGCAGACAAGACGCUGUCGAGGCUGUGGCGGAGUAAUAGGUUCCGGUUACGGUCGGAUGUGGAACGAAACGGCGCCCGCCGAGACUGUGCGUUCUGCUUUACUCACUGGGCGUUUCAGUCCUUGCCCGCGGAGAUAAGUUGUCGUGUAUUCUUUUUUUCCGUCAGAAGCUUGAGUUGCUAGUUUUGGUGUGUGCAUUAGAGGCGCCCGCUGAGGCGAUAGGAAAUCAUUCCAGAUUGGUCGGCACGCGUCGAAAAGAAUUGGGGCUGCUGUUCUGUCACCCACAAGCCCGCCGCGCGGACUAGAACGCUGCUCUUGUACUAGACGUUGUUAAUUUUACCUCCUUAGGGGGACUGCGCGGGGUGUUGGAGUGGGGAGGUGUCCUGGGUGUUUUUUUGUUUGUUUGGAGGGUUUUGACUGGAGUGCGCGUGUUUCGUCAGGGGAGCCGGCUUGCAAGCUUGAUGUUGGAGUCCGGUCGAUGAAGGAGUAUGUACUAGAUUUUGAUUGUUUGGGUUUUUUAUUUCAUCCAAUGAAAAUCAGUUACCUUGAGCUUGGAAGAAGAGAACUCGAUGUGCCUGACGAGGAGGGAAUCCCACCGCACACCGCAGAGCAUGCCGUAUGUUCAGUCCAUGUUGCAGAUCUUUUUGUUCCAGAUAUUGUUGCGUGGUUUACAUGUUUUCGGUGUACUGUAAGUGCACACAUUCCGUUCUUCCGGCAACCCAGGCGGAAACGAAAUCCUCUGGUCAUAUGCCCCCGAACUGUCAAGCUUGAGGUGGUGCUACUCCACAUGCCGGAGACUCUUGGGUACCUCCUCAAAGUUGAAAGACAACUUUUUUCUGCUGAAACCAACGGCAGAGCUUACGGGUAGCCUAAACGACGUUGGUUGGGAGAAUGCUCGCGCUCGUGGGUACCCACAAACAAAUGCGCACAAUGCAGCCAGCGGGGUUCUCCCACGGAGAACUGAACGACAUCUCCGUUACACAAGAUCGGAGAUCACCACUUUCAUCGUUGUAAGUAGGG
Ectocarpus sp. CCAP 1310/34 is the source of this 1825-nucleotide messenger RNA. Lineage: Eukaryota; Phaeophyceae; Ectocarpales; Ectocarpaceae. The record is from the annotation of a GenBank genome assembly.